AUGUAUAAAAUUCAUAUUAGGGACAUGGAGGUUUGGUGUAUUAGACAUGUGGAUCAAAUUAUUAGAUAUACGGGUUCAGACAGUAGUCGCGACGAUAUUGUCGCUGCUGAGGAGACUCGUUGCCCCUCCACAUCGCCGGCUACUGUAAAUGCACAUCCUCCCGCGCAACAGCCUAUGUUUCCGGCUAUAAGUAAUACGGAGCAAAGUAUGGAACAGGCUACGAAUAUGCAGACGGCUGAGCUGCAAUCGCCCUCGAAUACUGGAGCGCCGAAUCUUGGUUCAUCUGACCACGGUGAGGCAGAAGAAGUAAGUGACUGUGAGACUAGGGGAGUAUGA
Messenger RNA from Parnassius apollo (apollo), 336 nucleotides. Lineage: Eukaryota; Metazoa; Arthropoda; Insecta; Lepidoptera; Papilionidae. The record is from the annotation of a GenBank genome assembly.